Molecule: messenger RNA, 952 nt
Organism: Camelina sativa (false flax)
Lineage: Eukaryota; Viridiplantae; Streptophyta; Magnoliopsida; Brassicales; Brassicaceae
Source: RefSeq, a predicted model, not a curated record
UGAAGCAUAAAUCAUUAUCCCCAACAAGAUUUGAUAAAAAAAAGUGUAAGAAAUAAAAGAACAGAGUUUUGAGAAAAUGGAGGAGCAGAGGAGCAAAGUGACAUUACAUGGGAUGUGGGUAAGCACAUACUCAAAGAAGGUAGAAAUCGCCCUUAAACUCAAAGGCAUACUCUAUGAGUAUGUCGAAGAAGAUCUUCAGAACAAGAGUGAAUCGCUGAUUCAACUCAACCCAGUGCACAAGAAGAUUCCUGUUCUUGUCCAUAAUGGGAAACCAGUGGCUGAAUCACUUGUGAUUCUUGAAUACAUCGAUGAGACGUGGAAGAACUCUCCUCGUUUCUUUCCAGAGGAUCCUUAUGAAAGAGCCCAGGUCAGGUUCUGGGUCAGCUACAUCAACCAACAGGUGUUUGAGGUCAUGGGUCAAGUCGUGUUUCAAGAGGGUGAAGCUCAAGCAAAGUCUGUAGAAGAGGCAAGAAAGAGAGUCCAAGUUCUUGAAGAGGGACUCAAGAAGCAUUUCCCGAAUAAAAACAUCAGAGAGAAUGAUGAUGUAGGGCUUUUGGAAAUCACCAUCAUUGCUACUUUUGGAGCCCACAAAGCCUAUCGUGAAGCACUUGGUGUAGAGAUAAUUGAUCCAGUGAACACUCCGACUUUAUACAACUGGAUAGAACGUCUGCAAGAUCUGACUGUGAUGAAAGAAGUCGAAGUGCCUCGUGAUAAGUUGGUGAACUUUCUCCAAAACUAUAGACAAAAGCUUCUCCAGCAGGCUGCAAGUGCGUAAUUAGAUCAAGAUGUUGGUCUAGUGAUGAAUCAUCUAGAUUCAAUAUUGUCUCAGAGGAUAACAGAUUGAGUGUUAGAUUACCGUUUGAAGUAAGAAAUAAUUCCUUGAGACAGUUAUUUAUGGACUUGUGUAGCUACUAAUGUAUGAUAAUGAACUAAAUAAAGCAUUUUUGGUAUA